AAUGAGUCAUCGAUUACCAUACCAACGAGUUCGGUCAAGCUACUGUUGAUCUUGCUGGAGGGAACAUUGUCAUUCAGGAACUGCAACAAAUGUCUCUCCGGGAGGCCUAUACAACCCUCUUCUUGUCCAUCCUUGACAAGGACGGGGAAAUCAAGGACACAGCUGACUUGAAGCAUGAGGGGAAAUCUGUUGAUCAGGAAACCGUUAUCGGUGUGCUGAAGAGUUUGGAGAGUCGCGAGGUCAUCAAAUACGAGACCAUUUCUCGCGAACAACUAGUGCUUACAGAAGAGGGAGCGGACAUUGCUGACAAUGGAAGUUACGAAGCCCGAGUCUUUUAUGCUGUGCCAGAAGGAGAAGAGAACGGAAUCUCUGUAGCCGAUUUGAAAAGUAAACUUGGGCAAGCUGCCCAGUUUGGACAGGGGCGGGCUAUAAAGAACAAGUGGAUCAAAAAGAGUGCCAAUGGUGGCUUUACGAGAGCGGUCGAGUCCAUUGUGGAUGAAUCGCAGAAUCUUUUGCGAGACAUCAGGGAAAAGGGGGCAUAUCAUGAUGAGAAAGUGGUAAAGGAUCUAAAAAAGCAAAAACACAUCUCAGCAUCAAAGGUUACCUCUUACCGGGUGGUCAAGGGAGACAAGUUUACUACCCAGAUUGUCAAGGAAGAGACGGAUAUUACAGAGGAAAUGCUGAAGAGUGGGGAAUGGAAAACAGCUACUUUCAAAAAAUACAACUUCAACGCAGCAGGUGUGCAACCCCGAUCAGGAGCGCUGCACCCGCUCAUGAAAGUUCGGGAAGAAUACCGCCAAAUUUUCCUGGAACUCGGUUUCUCUGAGAUGCCUACUGCCCAAUACGUUGAAUCAUCCUUCUGGAACUUUGAUGCUCUCUUCCAACCCCAGCAACAUCCCGCGCGUGAUGCUCACGACACCUUCUUUCUUUCCGACCCUGCGACGAGCGACCGGAUGCCCAUGGACUACGUGGAGCGUGUAAAGCAAGUUCACUCUGUUGGUGGAUAUGGAUCGAUUGGUUACGGCUACGAUUGGAAGAUUGCUGAAGCUGAGAAACUUGUUUUGAGAACACAUACGACAGCAGUUUCUUCAAACAUGCUCUACAAGCUCGCAAAAGAGUUUCAAGAGACGGGAGAGUGGAAGCCUGUCAAGUGGUUCUCUAUCGACAAGGUGUUCCGGAACGAGACUCUUGAUGCUACCCACUUGGCAGAAUUUCAUCAAAUUGAGGGUGUCGUUGCAGAUCGGGGAUUGACGCUGGGAGAUUUGAUUGGCACAUUGCACGGUUUCUUCAAGAAACUUGGAAUUCAAAAGCUCCGCUUCAAGCCUGCCUACAACCCCUACACCGAGCCUAGUAUGGAAAUUUUUGCUUGGCAUGAUGGACUCAACAAGUGGGUCGAAAUUGGAAACAGUGGCAUGUUCCGACCCGAGAUGCUUUUGCCCAUGGGUCUUCCCGAGGAUGUUGCGGUGAUUGCAUGGGGACUGUCAACGGAAAGACCUACCAUGAUCAAGUACGGAUAUAACAACAUCCGGGAUUUGGUGGGACACAAAUGCCGUUUAGAUAUGGUGAAUCGGAAUCCGAUUGCGAGGGUUGAUAAAUGAUUUAAUAUAGUGUAGAGGGGCAUACUCAAAGAUUUGAUAGAGAGCCAUCUGUACAAAAUCAAAAACUCUCCUGUCAUAAACUACAUAUAACCACUACCAAACUCCCACAUCUCGACAUAAUUGUAUAACCUCCUCAAACACCUGUCUGUCUACUUGUUCAACAU
Molecule: messenger RNA, 1762 nt
Organism: Spizellomyces punctatus DAOM BR117
Lineage: Eukaryota; Fungi; Chytridiomycota; Chytridiomycetes; Spizellomycetales; Spizellomycetaceae
Product: phenylalanine-tRNA ligase, alpha subunit
Exons: 7
Coding region: 90-1598 (502 amino acids)
Biological process (GO): phenylalanyl-tRNA aminoacylation
Cellular component (GO): cytoplasm; cytosol; phenylalanine-tRNA ligase complex
Molecular function (GO): tRNA binding; ATP binding; phenylalanine-tRNA ligase activity
Source: RefSeq, a predicted model, not a curated record